AUGCUUCGGUUUCGAUUCCCGUCUGUUCCUACCUCCCCUCUCUCAAGCAGUCCUUGCCUCUUCCUCCUUCUCAUUCUCUCCCUCUCUCCCUCCCUCCCUCCCUCCCUCUCUCCUUCCCUCCCUCUCCCCCUCCCUCCCUCUCUUGCUCUCUCCCUCUCUUCCUCUCUCCCUCUCUUCCUCUCUCCCUCUCUCCCCCUCUUCCUCUCUCCCUCUCUUCCUCUCUCCCUCUCUUCCUCUGCUCCUCUCUCCCUCUCUCCCUCUCUUCCUCUCUCCCUCUCUUCCUCUCUUCUGCUCCACAUCCUGCUUUCUCUCCCAUACCUUAACCCUAUGCCUCCACCCCGUGGCAUGCCUCCCUCCCAUGCCUCCCUCCAUGCGAUCACCAUAACCCCACAUGCAUUUGUCAAUGCCGCCACACCCCUCCAUCUCCCAUGGCCCGCAUGUCCCCAUCGCAGCCGGCUCGGCAACAACCAGCUGUCUGGUGCUAUUCCUCCCCACAUAGGCACUCUCACGGCCCUCCGAGAGCUGUGA
This is a messenger RNA of Closterium sp. Naga37s-1, 528 nucleotides long. Lineage: Eukaryota; Viridiplantae; Streptophyta; Zygnematophyceae; Desmidiales; Closteriaceae. The record is from the annotation of a GenBank genome assembly.